Messenger RNA from Elaeis guineensis (African oil palm), 1499 nucleotides. RefSeq names its product geranylgeranyl pyrophosphate synthase 7, chloroplastic. NCBI's taxonomy places the organism in Eukaryota, Viridiplantae, Streptophyta, Magnoliopsida, Arecales, Arecaceae. Gene Ontology annotation, biological process: isoprenoid biosynthetic process. Gene Ontology annotation, molecular function: prenyltransferase activity. The record is from RefSeq and is a predicted model, not a curated record.
UGUACCUCCCCCACCCCCACUGCAUUCGCCAACGCAGCACAAUUAAAACACCCUCUCGGAUCCCCCCUCCUCCCCCAACAGGUCCUCCUCUCUCUCUCUCUCUCAUGGCCUACGUUGCAGUUGGUUUCCAUGGAAGCCCGCUUCCAAGGACCAUGAUUACCAACAAACGGGUUCCAGGGGCGCGCAGGGCCACGUUGAGGUGCACGAUGGCCCAGCCAGCAGCCAGAUCCAAAGCUCUUGACCCCAACAACACCGGACUCGGACCGGUAGACUUCAACUUGAACGAGUACAUGGCCGCGAAGGCCCGGCGGGUGAACGAGGCCCUGGACCAUGCCGUCCCCCUCCGCCACCCGGCCAAGAUCCACGAGUCCAUGCGCUACUCCCUCCUCGCCGGCGGCAAGCGCGUCCGCCCCGUCCUCGCCCUCGCCUCCUGCGACCUCGUCGGCGGCGACGAGGCCGCCGCCAUGCCCGUCGCCUGCGCCGCCGAGAUGAUCCACACCAUGUCCCUCAUCCACGACGACCUGCCUUGCAUGGACGACGACGACCUCCGCCGCGGCCAGCCCACCAACCACCGCGCCUUCGGGGAGGACACCGCCAUCCUUGCCGGCGACGCCCUCCUCUCCCUCGCCUUCGAGCACGUCGCCGCCCGCACCACCGGCGUGGCGCCCGAGCGCGUGGUCCGGGCGCUGGCCGAGCUCGGCUCGGCCGUGGGUUCCAUCGCCAGCGAGGGGCUGGCGGUCGACCUCAACGUCCUGGAAUACAUCCACAUACACAAGACGGCGAGAUUGUUGGAGGCGGCGGCGGUGUGUGGAGCGAUCGUCGGGGGAGGUGAAGAUGGCGAGGUGGAGAGAGUGAGGAGGUAUGCGAGAUGUGUCGGGCUCCUGUUCCAGGUGGUCGACGAUAUACUCGACGUGACGAAGACGUCGGAGGAGCUCGGGAAGACGGCGGGGAAGGACCUGGCGACCGACAAGGCAACGUAUCCUAAGCUCAUGGGGCUCGACAAGGCCCGGGAUUUUGCGCGGACGUUGGUGGUAAAGGCCGAGGAGGAGCUCUCGGGCUUCGACGAAGCCAGGGCGGCGCCGCUCUACCAUCUUGCGCACUACAUCGCCCACCGGCAGAAUUAAGAUAGCUAUUAAGUGAUUUAUGGAUUAUGAGUAGAUGUAGCUAUGGAAUGAUCAGGGAAGGGCCUCCUAAGACUAGGUAGCAAUUCCUUUUGUGUGGAUGUGAUUUGAUUUUGUGGGAUACAACAUGGUGGUCCAGGAAUGGGCCUCAUGGAGAACACCAACACUCAGUAGAUAUAUACGCUGAGCCUUAUACAUCCAUGCAUGUUGCCUACCCUUCACAAUUUCUCACCAUCUUCCCGAGUUCUUUGCGUUGUUUCAGUUAGAAAUAACCAAUAUCUGAUUAAACCCUUACUUCUUCUUGUGAUAGUUUUUGCUUUGGUAUUUUGUGGUGUAUUUAGUGUUUGACAGGCGACUAUUUCAUUAGAGUUUUUUUCC